AUGCGGCCCUCACACUUCCUAUGGACGUUCCUGUCCCUAAUGACAGUCGCCCAUGCGGCUCACACGUCCAACUGGGCAGUCCUGGUGUCGACAUCGCGCUUUUGGUUCAACUACCGUCAUCUAGCCAACACGUUGUCCUUAUACCGAACGGUCAAACGACUAGGGAUCCCGGACUCCCAGAUCCUCCUCCUUCUUCCGGACGACAUGGCAUGUAACCCGCGAAAUGCCUUUUCCGGCACCGUGUAUUCGAAUGCAGACAGACGCAUGGACCUCUACGGCGAGAACGUCGAGGUCGAUUACCGCGGUUAUGAGGUGACGGUCGAGAACUUCAUUCGGUUGUUGACCGACCGGUGGGAAGAAGGCGUCCCUGCCAGCAAAAGACUGCAGACGGACGAAGGAAGCAAUAUCUUGAUAUACAUGACGGGCCACGGCGGGAGCGAGUUUCUCAAAUUUCAGGACAGCGAGGAAAUCUCCAGCUGGGAUCUGGCGGACGCAUUUUCACAGAUGCGCGAAAAGAAGAGAUAUAAUGAGAUGUUGUUCAUGAUCGACACUUGUCAGGCCAACACACUGUAUCGACAAUUCUACAGCCCUGGAAUUAUUGCAACCGGUUCUUCGGAGGAAGAUGAAAGCUCAUAUUCUCAUCACGCGGAUAACGAUGUUGGAGUCGCGGUCAUUGAUCGCUGGACUUAUUAUGUUUUGGACUUCCUUGAGACACAGGUGACAGGGCCGACGUCGGAUAAGACUCUAGGCGAUCUCUUUGACAGCUACGAUGUCGACAAGAUUCACUCGAACCCGGGAGUUAGGUGGGAUCUCUUUCCUGGCGGAGAACAGGCCGGCCGAAGCCGAAGAGUGGUUGACUUCUUCGGAAAUGUUCAGAAUGUCGAACUCCAGGGUAACAAGUCAAGUGUGGAGCGUUUGGAAGAGGACCUUGAAGGCUUGAAGCGGCUGGUCCAAGAGUAUCAGACAUUUGCUGCCGCUCAAGAAAGCAACAAGACGCAAAUGGACGAUGUGAUGGAUCAGCGAACUGCGAAAGUGAGCAGACAACACAAGAGAUCCAUGUCCAGUCAUAAUUCUCUCGGUAAAUUGGACACUUCGGAGACCACCCAGUGGACUCGUCGUAUCGGGGGUGCCACAGUUCUUUCAGGACUCGCCGCACUGUGGUAUUUUGCUCCCAAGCUUGUGUGA
Exophiala dermatitidis NIH/UT8656 is the source of this 1185-nucleotide messenger RNA. RefSeq names its product GPI anchor transamidase. The coding region runs from base 1 to 1185 and encodes 394 amino acids. Gene Ontology annotation, molecular function: GPI-anchor transamidase activity. Gene Ontology annotation, biological process: protein localization to cell surface; proteolysis; attachment of GPI anchor to protein. The record is from RefSeq and is a predicted model, not a curated record. Gene Ontology annotation, cellular component: GPI-anchor transamidase complex. The transcript has a single exon. NCBI's taxonomy places the organism in Eukaryota, Fungi, Ascomycota, Eurotiomycetes, Chaetothyriales, Herpotrichiellaceae.